Molecule: messenger RNA, 2027 nt
Organism: Linepithema humile (Argentine ant)
Lineage: Eukaryota; Metazoa; Arthropoda; Insecta; Hymenoptera; Formicidae
Source: RefSeq, a predicted model, not a curated record
GGGCACUGUAUACAGUGAUUAAAUCACUUUUGUUUUCUGUUUACCUCGUAUGACAUUGAUAUGAGUUUCCUUGAUCAAGCUGAAAUUCCAAGAAACAAGUUUUUCCUGAAAGUCUGGUUUCAUGAACGCAGUAUUGAAAAUAGUCGUUUGAUAUUAUCAUGUGUUUAGACAUGUUAUUAUUCAUCAAUUGAUACUUGAUUAUCUGAUCUUUUAACUAAUGUAUUGAAAAACUGCGCAGUUUGAAGAUACAUCGCGAAAGAUACACACGCAUAUUGUCGAAACGAAUGGUAAUCGGGUGAAUCACACAUAUACAUUUUUAUCAUAAAUUUUAACGACACAUAAUGGUGGCUUUAUAAAAAAGAAAUAGCAUUUUGGAGAUUAGUUUUAGCUCACACAAUAAAUUAUAAAUGAUUGUCUUGAAACAUAAAUUUUACUAUGAUAUACACGGUAAAACAAAACACAUAAGACAGUCAAUGUGUCAAUUAUUGUUGACUAUUUUGGUUUGACUUUUCGAGCGUUCUUCAUACUGCGACUAUUUCUCGUAAUCGGCGAAUCGCGGAAGAAGAAAAGGAAUGUAAACAGCUUCGCAUAUUAAAUAAGCACGCUAUCGAUCUGUGAUCGUAUCGAUAAAACUAAUUCACUUUCGCAAAUGAAGGAUUAACGAUUAUUUUCUCUUUCAAUAUAGAUAAGUAUCAUAAUGAAUACAUCCAAUUAUUAUGAAAAAGGAACAUUUACAAAUUAAUGUAACAGCGAACCUUCUGGCAAAUGAGUUUAAACAGACUCUGUUAGUUUGCAAUAGUGAUGGUCAUGGCGGCUGCUAUUCAACACGGCUUGCGUCUUUUUUUACUCAUACGUUUCAUUAUCGGUUUAGGUGUUUAUCCCAUACAGCAACCAAAGUCAAAAAUUCGAAGAAUUGUGUACUUAAGCAUUUUAUAUUCAUUGAUAAUCUGGUUUAGUUAUGGCUAUUUUUUUUACUAUGUAAUAACUUUCUUUCCAUUGAGAGUACUAUUUUUUACCAUCAUUAAUAUAGUUGUCCACUAUAUUACCAUCUUUAUCACAUUCACGUCCGUCAUUAUAAAUUUUUAUUAUGAAGAGAAAUUUCAAAUGUGCAUGAAAAGGCUUGCUGCCGUGGAUGAUACUUUGGAAAAACUGGGCAGUCCAAAAAUAUAUCGAAGGAUGCAUAUGUUAUCGAAACGAAUGAUAAUCGGGUGGAUUGUGUACACUUUUGUCUCAAACUUUUACGAUACAUACUGGUGGCUUAAAAAAGAAAAAGCACCUUGGGGAUUAAUUUUAGGGCUGAUAUUAAAUUUUUGUUUUCAUAUUAAUACAUUUGAGGAUUUAUUGUUUCUCUUCCUUUUAUGGUAUAUAGGCACAAGAUUUGAUAAGGUGAAUAAGAAUGUGCGAUGUUUAUUGAUAAAAGAAAAUCACGAACUAAGAUGUACAUGGAAGAAAUCUACAGUCUCCCUACAUCGAUAUGUGAAUUACAAACAAACGUUGUGGACUUCAAUGCACCUUCAUUUAGAAUUAUGUCGUAUUGCUCGCGAAUUGAAUUUGUUGUUUGGAGUGCAAAUGACUGUCGAAAUGGCAUCUUAUUUGUUCUUUAUAUCAGCAUUGUGUUAUUUCUUUUACAUUAUGAUACAAGAACAGCAUAAUAAAAUAUCACUGUACUAUCGAUUCGAUAACAUCUUUUGGAUUUCUUUAUCUUUUAUAAGAGUUGCUGUUAUUAGUUUUAUCUGCGAAAAUGUCACUGUUAAGGCUAACAAAAUUGGCAAAGUAAUUCAUCAACUGACAAACAGUCUUCGAUAUACUGACGUUUCAAAAGAGAUUUGUCAAUUCGCUUUACAAACAAUGCAACAUCCGUUAAAGUUCAAUGGAAUGAAUCUUUUCUGUUUUGGCAACGUGUUUCUUCAAAAGUUUUGCACAAUGAUUGUAACAUUUGUAAUCAUUACGAUACAGGUGAAUAUUUAUGUUAAUUUACCAUAUUUUACAACUUAAAAGGUAAUAAUGAAAAUAAUAGCUCACUAAAA